UACUUCACUUUUAUGAAACAUGUCAAUGAUUUUUUACAUUUCUUCAUUGGUUCCUUUGUUUAUAAUCAUAAAAAGUUUUGUUUUUAGUCAGACCUGCAAAAUACCCAAGGAAGAAAUGUUCCGUUUGUCAAGAAAAGGCACUUGCCCUUUUUCUGAGAGUAUUAUCUACAAUGCAACAUACCAUUCAAGUAUUGAAUGUUCUUUAAAAUGCUUACAAGAGCCACUUUGCGCUGGAAUCAAUUAUAAAAAAUUUGUUAAUGAAGAUAUAAAUUGCCAGUUGAUACAAAAUCUUGACAGUUAUCAUAAAGAUUGCAACAAUAAAGUCUGGAAUUUGUAUGAAGUUAUAAACUUCCAAAGAAAAGCAAGAAACUGCAAGGAAGUUCAGCAGCAAACGUACAUCUGUAAAAAUGGUGAAUACGGUCUGUACAUUUCAAAUGAUCAGAAAACUCCAGUGAAGAUUUACUGUGCUGAUAUGGACACAGACAAUCCAUUGGAAUAUAUAACACUAGGUACUGGAAACUACGCAAAGCAUUUUAACUGGACAAUGGGCUAUCAUGAUAUAUUGGAGAAAACCAUAUUUGAAAAGAUCCGUAUCCGUCUUCCAGAUCUAAGAGUAGACCUUUACGAUUUCAAAUUUGCUAAAAGCACUGCUCCAGGAGUAUUCCAUCCAUAUGGAAGUGCAGGUGAUUGUAAAACGCUCUAUUGCAAACAUCCUUCUGGAAGCUUUAGCGUAAACCUGACUGGAACAAAUUUCAAGUUGCCCUCGACUAUACAAUAUAAAUAUAUAGCGUGGCGACCUUGUGCAAGAAAAGUGUUUACCCCCCAAAUGGAUGAAGCAAAACAAGUGUGGACUGGGGCUUGUGGUUGUGAUUGUGGAAAUUGUACUCCCAUUGCAUUAAAAUUAAGUGUUAACAACUAAAAAAUGAAGAAUUGAAGAC
Messenger RNA from Xenia sp. Carnegie-2017, 938 nucleotides. Its product is annotated as A disintegrin and metalloproteinase with thrombospondin motifs 20-like. NCBI's taxonomy places the organism in Eukaryota, Metazoa, Cnidaria, Anthozoa, Malacalcyonacea, Xeniidae. Gene Ontology annotation, molecular function: zinc ion binding; metalloendopeptidase activity. Bases 20 to 919 code for a protein of 299 amino acids. The record is from RefSeq and is a predicted model, not a curated record. The transcript is spliced from 4 exons.